UACAAUAAAGUAAGAUUGGAGAGAGAACAACGAUGUUGGCUGAAGAAUCGGACGGAUCAACUUCAACCUUCGAUCUUCCGGAUGAAAUCUUACGAGUCUUACCCUCCGAUCCUUUCGAACAACUCGACGUUGCUUGUAAGAUCACUUCCAUUGCACUCUCCACUCGUCUCUCUUCACUCGAAGCCGAGUCUUCUUCCCUUCAAUUCAAACUCGCCGAGAAAGACCAAAAAAUCGCCCAUCUUCAUGCCCAGAUCGAAGCCCUCGAUGCUUCCUUGUCUCAAACCUCGGAGAAACUCGUCCUAGCCGAUGUGGAAAAGGAGAGUUUGCUGAAUGAUAACGCUUCGCUUGCUAAUAUUGUAAAGAAGCUUCAGAGGGAUGUUUCCAAGUUGGAGGUCUUUAGAAAGAAGCUUAUGCAGUCGCUUCAAGAGGAUGAAGAAAGUUCAGUUGGAGGUCCUCGUAUCGUUGCGAAACUAACUCCACCGGAAGACGAUGCGACCGUUCCUUCAAGAAAUUCUUUCGAGGAGGAGCAUGAUGCAGACGCCUCGAGACCUGACAGACCUCAGCUGCUAGCAUCACAAACAAGCACUCCUCGGCUAACUCCUCCGGCUUCCCCAUCGAGUCUCUCAGCUUCUGCUUCUCCAACAAGAACAUCGAAGCCAGUGUCCCCUAGGAGACAUUCGGUUUCGUUUUCUACCUCGAGAGGCAUGUUUGAUGAUAGGCCGUCGAUACGGAGCUCCGAUUCUGGAUCACAGACUGGACGCACUCGGGUCGAUGGAAAAGAAUUCUUCCGCCAAGCCAGGAACCGGUUGUCUUACGAGCAGUUCAGCGCAUUCCUGGGAAAUGUUAAAGAAUUGAAUUCCCACAAGCAAACCAGAGAAGAGACUUUAAGGAAAGCAAACGAGAUUUUCGGCCCCGAUAACCGAGAUCUUUAUGCAAUAUUCGAGGGUCUGAUUAAUCGCAACCUCCAUUAAAUCAACUGAAAGCUAAAACAGCACCCACGGUUUGUAAUCAUCUGUUCUUCCUCUUUGUGAUUUAUAUGACAACUUUUGGUGUAAAGUUGCUUUAUAAAGCUUCAAACUCUAUAUAAUGUAUAUGUAGAUACUCUUUGAACUUUUAUCUCUAUUUGAAGCAUAGUUUUAAUGAAUUUUUA
Molecule: messenger RNA, 1150 nt
Organism: Hibiscus syriacus
Lineage: Eukaryota; Viridiplantae; Streptophyta; Magnoliopsida; Malvales; Malvaceae
Exons: 8
Coding region: 33-971 (312 amino acids)
Source: RefSeq, a predicted model, not a curated record